AUGACUUCGGUCCCCGCCGUCAACUCGAGCGAUGGCGCCCAGACCGGCGGCUGGAACGAGAGCAGCGGGGCGGCAGGGUCUCCCCCGGACGGCAACCUCUCCUUCCCGGCGGCGCCGCCCGCCAACUUCUCCAACCAGUUCGUGCAGCCGUCGUGGCGCAUCGCGCUCUGGUCUCUGGCGUACAGCGCCAUGGUGGCCGUGGCCGUCUUCGGGAACCUGAUCGUCAUCUGGAUCAUCCUGGCCCACAAGCGCAUGAGGACGGUGACCAACUACUUCCUGGUCAACCUGGCUUUCUCCGACGCCUCCGUGGCCGCCUUCAACACGCUGGUCAACUUCACCUUCGCCGUGCACGGCGAGUGGUACUUCGGCGAGGCCUACUGCCGCUUCCAGAACUUCUUCCCCAUCACCGCCGUCUUCGCCAGCAUCUACUCCAUGACCGCCAUCGCCGUGGACAGAUAUAUGGCCAUUACUGAUCCUCUAAAGCCCAGGCUUUCUGCCACUGUUACUAAAGUUGUGAUUGCAAGCAUAUGGAUCCUGGCAUUUCUGCUUGCCCUUCCUCAGUGUCUCUUUUCAAAGACGCAAGUGGUGCCCGGAAGAACUCUGUGCUAUGUCUCGUGGCCAGGUGGCAUCAAACAGCGUUUCACGUACCACAUCAUUGUGAUUGUACUGGUGUACUGCUUCCCACUGCUGGUCAUGGGUAUCACUUACACGAUUGUCGGAAUCAGCCUUUGGGGAGGUGAGAUCCCAGGAGAUACAUCAGACAAAUACCAGGAGCAACUGAAAGCAAAGAGGAAGGUGGUAAAAAUGAUGAUUGUUGUUGUGCUGACAUUUGCAGUCUGCUGGCUUCCCUACCAUAUUUACUUUAUAGUUACUGCUAUCUAUAAGGAAUUGAACCGGUGGAAAUACAUUCAGCAAAUCUACCUAGCUACCUUUUGGCUAGCCAUGAGUUCUACCAUGUACAAUCCCAUUAUCUAUUGCUGUCUCAACAAGAGGUUCCGAGCGGGUUUCAAGAGAGCUUUCCAAUGGUGUCCAUUCAUCAAAGUGUCUACCUAUGAUGAACUGGAGCUGAAGACAACCAGAUUUCAUCCAACCAGGCAAAGUAGCUUAUAUACAGUUUCCAGAAUGGACUCCAGCAUGACUGUAGUAUUCGAUGCCAGUGAUGGAGAAAACACCAAAUCCAGCCGGAAGAAAAAAGCCCCUCCCCAGGAAGCCAGCUUCAAUGGCUGCUCCCGCACGAGUUCCAAAACCACCUCCACAGUCUCAAGUUACAUCAACUCCCCGUAUACAUCCGUGGACGAGUACUCCUAA
This is a messenger RNA of Gekko japonicus, 1308 nucleotides long. RefSeq names its product tachykinin receptor 3 (gene TACR3). The record is from RefSeq and is a predicted model, not a curated record. Gene Ontology annotation, molecular function: tachykinin receptor activity. Gene Ontology annotation, cellular component: sperm midpiece; plasma membrane. Gene Ontology annotation, biological process: positive regulation of flagellated sperm motility; G protein-coupled receptor signaling pathway. NCBI's taxonomy places the organism in Eukaryota, Metazoa, Chordata, Lepidosauria, Squamata, Gekkonidae. The transcript has 5 exons. Bases 1 to 1308 code for a protein of 435 amino acids.